Enterospora canceri is the source of this 483-nucleotide messenger RNA. Lineage: Eukaryota; Fungi; Microsporidia; Enterocytozoonidae. The record is from the annotation of a GenBank genome assembly.
AUGCGAUCAAAUGGAUAUCGAAGAAGAACAAGGAGACUCUUCAAGAAGGACAAGAAGGAGCAUGGGAAGCCAACACUCUCCAAAACACUGCAACAAUUCAAAGUAGGUGAUCUUGUUGACAUCAAGGUAGAUCCAUCCGUAGUAAAGGGAAUGCCUCAUAAAUACUACCACGGUAAGACUGGAAAGGUGUACAACGUAAACAAGAGGGCUGUUGGAGUGGUUCUGUACAGGAACAUUGGUCCAAAGAUGAUUGAGAGAUUCAUAAACGUGAGAGUGGAGCACCUGACGAAGUCGAGAUCCAACGAGGACACCAAGAGAAGAUACGCGGAGUACAGGAAGCAGCUGGAAGAGGCACGAGCAGCAGGAAAGGAGUGCAAGGCGGCAAAGAGGCAGCCAACUGGUCCAAGACAGGCUGUAACUGUUUCACUAACUAAUAAUACGCCUAUUGAAAUGAGGGUGCAAAAAUAUUAUUCAGUGUUCUGA